AUGAUGAUGCUUCCUCUGCUAAUCUUUUUCUGUUUCUCUGCGCUACCCCCUCAUAUGGCAAAGCCUUCUAAUUAUUCCGAUCAGCAAGCUCUCUUGGCUUUCAAAGCUGCAAUCUUUCUCGAUCCAUUAAAUUCCCUCCUCGAUUGGUCUCCCAAUCACACCUUCUGCAAUUGGACCGGUGUUAUCUGCUCUUCUCAUCGACAGCGUGUGGUUUCCUUGAAUCUCACAGAUAUGGGAUUAGCUGGUCCAAUCUCUCCAUUGCUGGGAAAUCUUUCCUUCCUAAGAGUCCUUGCUUUCAGAAAUAAUAGCUUCGAGGGCCAUAUUCCAUAUCAGCUUGGAAAACUGUUUCGCUUGAGAAUCCUUCGGUUGUCUCAAAACAAUUUGGAGGGUCCCAUUCCAUCCUCUCUAGGAGGCUGCCGUUCUUUACAAUUUCUCAUACUGUCGUAUAACUAUUUGAGUGGAAGCAUACCCUCUGAACUGAGUCUUCUUUCAAAUUUAGAAACCAUGGUCUUAGGAGUAAACAAUUUUACAGGUACUAUCCCACCUUUCUUAGGAAACCUCUCCUUUUUAAUUGCCAUUGAUUUGGGUGAAAAUAGUCUGCAAGGUGGUAUUCCUGCUGAGUUGGGUAUGCUUAGUCAGCUAAACUCGCUUAACCUUCGUGCCAAUAGCUUCACAGGAUCGAUCCCUGUCACCCUUUCCAAUUGCACUUAUCUCCAAUUGUUGGUGCUAUACCAGAACCACUUAAGCGGCCUAAUUCCAUGGGAGUUUGGAAGGCUGUCAGAGUUGCAACAAUUGAAUUCGUGGAGAAACCAACUCAGUGGAGAAAUACCCAGCUCAGUGGGUAAUUGGACUCAGUUGCAAGUGCUGGAUUUGAGUAGAAACCAACUCAGCGGCAGAUUGCCACCAGGAUUUGGGAAAAUGCAGCAGCUGAGAAGACUUCUUUUGUCGGUAAAUCAUUUUGUGAGUGGAAGCAGUGAUUUGUCUAUUCUAAUAGCGUUAACAAAUUGCUCCAACUUGGAAGAUCUUGAGUUGGGACUUAAUCAUCUCACUGGCGUCUUGCCCAUUUCAAUUGGCCACCUUUCAAGUUCACUAUCAAUUUUAAUGUUAGGCUCAAACGAAAUUGGGGGAAACAUUCCAGAUGCGAUCGGUAACCUUACAAAUUUGUCAUUACUAAGCCUAAAAGGAAACCGAUUCAAUGGGACAAUUCCAUCUGCACCCUGCAGAUUUCUAAAUCUGGAAAGAUUGUAUCUGGGCACAAACAAUUUGCACGGAAGAAUUCCAGAUUGUUUUGGUCAAUUAAAAAGGCUUGGAUUGUUGUCUCUCAGCCAGAACAUGCUUUCAGGACAAAUUCCAGAAGGUCUUGGUGACCUUCCACAGUUAAGAGAGCUUAACCUUAGUCACAAUCAACUAUCAGGGAAAAUACCUGCCAGUUUAGGAAGAUGCAAGACUUUGGAGACGGUGGACAUGGCGCACAACAAACUAACAGGAAAUAUACCUUCUGAAGUUGCAGGUCUUCAAAAUCUACAGUUCUAUUUCAACGUUUCUGGGAAUUCACUACAAGGUUCUAUUUUGGAACUGAGCAAAAUGGUUAUGGUUUUAGCUAUAGAUGUUUCUCAAAACAAUUUCUCUGGUGGCAUUCCUAGUGCACUGUCAAGCUGCAAGGGGUUGGAAUAUCUAAACCUUGCUGGGAAUGCAUUUGAGGGGCCAAUCGCAGCAUCACUGGCAGAUCUAAAAAAUCUUGAGUACAUGGAUCUUUCUUGUAAUAAUUUGUCAGGUACAAUACCGGUGGCUUUCAAAAAGAUGAAAAUGCUCCAGCAUCUCAAUCUCUCUUCAAACAGGUUAAGUGGAGAGGUCCCAGAGGGUGGAGCUUUCGCAACACUUGAUGCCUCAGAAAUUAUGGGAAAUCUUGGCCUUUGUGGUGGAUGGAUAAACUUGCCACCAUGCUCUCAUUCCAAACACAAACAUCCAUUUGUCUCCAAAAAGGUAAUAAUCCUGGUUGUUGUUGCCAUUACAGUUUUGUUUGUGUCUCUUAUAUUGGUAGCAUUUUCAUAUAGAUGCAAACGUUCCAGUACCCCUGCUCUCGAAGUAUGGCCUCCAAAAAUUUCAUAUGAAGAACUUGUAGAUGCAACUGGUGAGUUUACUGAUGAAAAUCUUUUAGGAACUGGUAGUUUUGGGUCGGUUUAUAAAGGGAUUCUAAAAAAUGGUAGAAAUAUUGCUGUUAAAGUUCUCAACUUGCAAGAUGAACAUGCUCACCAAACUUUUAUCAGAGAAUGCAAUGCAUUAAAGAGACUUCGACACCGCAAUGAGAUGACAUCAUACAUAGCAGAUUUUGGCCUUUCCAAUCUUAUUUUUGGAAAUUCCAUGGAUCCUUUGACUUCUAUAGAUGCACUUAAAGGAUCCAUUGACUACAUUGUACCAGAGUAUGGAAUAGGUGGAAAGCUAUCUACAAAAGGAGAUGUAUAUAGUUAUGGAAUUUUAAUUUUAGAGUUGUUGACAAGGAAGAGACCAAUAGAUGACAUGUUCACAGAAGGAAUCAAUCUACAAAAAUGGAUACAGAUGCAUUUUCCAGAUAGAAUAUCAGAGGUGGUGGAUAAUUACUUGCUUAUAGAUGCUCAUGAACUAGAGACAUCAACAACAAUGGAAUGCCUUACUCAAUUUAUACAAAUUGGGUUGUUUUUCACAAGAGAGUCACCUCAAGAAUGCCCAAAUAUGAAUGAGAUAGUUGAUAGAAUAAAUACAAUCAGAGGUGCAUUUCUUGCUACCCCUGAAGUUCUUCAAUUACCAAUAGAUAUCUCACCUUUUAUUAAUAAUGAAAAAGAUAUACAUACGACUAGAUCAGGAAAUAGAGGAAGUCGGUCUACAUCUACAUCCUAA
This is a messenger RNA of Cryptomeria japonica (Japanese cedar), 2874 nucleotides long. Its product is annotated as receptor kinase-like protein Xa21. The transcript is spliced from 3 exons. The coding region runs from base 1 to 2874 and encodes 957 amino acids. Gene Ontology annotation, biological process: protein phosphorylation. Gene Ontology annotation, molecular function: ATP binding; protein kinase activity; protein binding. The record is from RefSeq and is a predicted model, not a curated record. NCBI's taxonomy places the organism in Eukaryota, Viridiplantae, Streptophyta, Pinopsida, Cupressales, Cupressaceae.